UAUUCAGAGGAAAUCUAGAGAGAGGAAAUGGAAGAGGAAGUGAUGAAAAUCGGUGAAGAAGUGACUGGGUCGAGCUUGACAAUGGAAAAAGUCGCCGCUGCAAAACAGUACAUCGAAAAUCACUACAAGAAUCAGAUGAAAAGCAUCCAAGAGCGCAAGGAGAGUUUUCAUUCCAGGAGAUGGAUAUUAGAACGAAAAUUAGCAUCUUCGGAUGUUCCCAAAGAGGAACAGAUCAAUCUACUCAAGGAUCUGGAGCGAAAAGAGACAGAGUUUAUGCGACUAAGGAGGAACAAGAUAUGUGUAGAUGAUUUUGAGCUUUUAACCAUUAUUGGGAGAGGAGCCUUUGGUGAGGUCCGAUUAUGUCGAGAAAAAAAAUCAGGGAAUAUCUAUGCCAUGAAGAAAUUGAAGAAAUCUGAAAUGCUUUCAAGAGGACAGGUUGAACAUGUUAGAGCAGAGAGGAACUUACUUGCAGAAGUGGCUAGCCACUGCAUUGUAAAAUUGUACUACUCUUUUCAAGAUACUGAGUAUCUGUAUCUUAUUAUGGAAUAUCUCCCUGGUGGUGACGUGAUGACCUUGCUGAUGAGAGAAGACACACUAUCUGAACAUGUUGCUAAAUUUUACAUUGCUCAAAGUAUCCUGGCAAUUGAGUCCAUUCAUAAACAUAAUUAUAUUCACAGGGAUAUCAAACCUGACAACCUUCUUCUCGACAUAAAUGGUCACAUGAAGCUUUCAGAUUUUGGCCUUUGCAAGCCUCUUGAUUGUAGAACUUUAUCUACAGUAAAUGAAAACGAGGCCUUGAGUGAUGAGAAUACAAGGGAACCGAUGGAGAUUGAUGGACGCUUUCCAGAUGCUGCCAAUAGUACUCACUGGAGAAGCCCUCAAGAACAGCUUCAACAUUGGCAGAUGAAUAGGAGGAAGUUGGCCUUUUCAACUGUCGGUACGCCAGACUAUAUUGCUCCUGAAGUGCUAUUGAAGAAAGGAUAUGGCAUGGAGUGUGACUGGUGGUCGCUGGGUGCGAUUAUGUAUGAAAUGCUUAUUGGCUACCCCCCAUUUUAUUCUGAUGAUCCAAUGACCACUUGCAGGAAGAUUGUUCAUUGGAGAAAUCACUUGAAGUUUCCUGAAGAUGCUAAUUUGAGUCCCGAAGCGAAAGAUCUUAUCUGUAGGCUAUUAUGUGAUGUUGAACAUAGGCUUGGUACUGGAGGAGCAGGCCAAAUCAAGGCUCAUCCUUGGUUCAAGGAUAUAGUAUGGGAUAAGCUAUAUGAAAUGGAAGCAGCAUUUAGACCAGAGGUUAAUGGGGAGUUGGACACCCAAAAUUUUAUGAAGUUUGAUGAAAUGAAUCCUCCAACUGCAGCAAGAUCUGGCUCAGGACCGUCACGAAAGAUACACCUAAAUCCGAAGGAUUUAAGUUUUGUGGGCUAUACAUACAAGAACUUCGAUGCUAUCAAGGCACUGCUUAACUCUUCGGAUAGUAGAAGUGCAUCACCAAGUCGGCCAUCAAUUGAUUCCAUAUUUGGCGAUUCCAAGGGGGGCCAAACGAGGAAAGGAACAGCAGAGGAAACAGAUGUACAGAUGAUUGCAGCAACAGAGGAUGCAAUGUUGCCAUAAUAAUAUAGUAAUGCAUUAGUAAACAGGAAACCUUGUUGUGGGACGUGUUUAAUGCCUGUAUAUUUGUGUAGGUUGCUCGCCCCUAUUCAGUGUUUCCUUUAGAUGGCUGCCUCAUAUAAUGCAAAACCAUCAUUCAAGUGUAUAGUAGUGCUUGAGAAACAUUCGAAGGUUCCAAAGUGGGUUAAUUUGUAGGGUGGUCUUAAGGUUAUAAUAGUAGUAAAGUGUGUAAUAGAAUAUCUAGAAUAGGUCGUGUGGUACCUUCAUGUAGUUGCUGCCCAGGUUGUUUCUCUCGUGGCAGUUUCUGGUGAAACAUUUGAAUGAUGUAUGAUUAUCCUUUUGCUAUAAGCUGCUUUUGAACCUUUUUAAGUUAUAUGCAAAUUGAAACUUACAU
This is a messenger RNA of Olea europaea var. sylvestris, 1996 nucleotides long. Its product is annotated as serine/threonine-protein kinase tricorner-like. The coding region runs from base 28 to 1605 and encodes 525 amino acids. The record is from RefSeq and is a predicted model, not a curated record. Gene Ontology annotation, biological process: peptidyl-serine phosphorylation; intracellular signal transduction. Lineage: Eukaryota; Viridiplantae; Streptophyta; Magnoliopsida; Lamiales; Oleaceae. The transcript has 13 exons. Gene Ontology annotation, molecular function: ATP binding; protein serine/threonine kinase activity.